This is a messenger RNA of Sciurus carolinensis (gray squirrel), 5087 nucleotides long. RefSeq names its product solute carrier family 24 member 2 (gene Slc24a2). Lineage: Eukaryota; Metazoa; Chordata; Mammalia; Rodentia; Sciuridae. Gene Ontology annotation, molecular function: calcium, potassium:sodium antiporter activity; calcium channel activity. Gene Ontology annotation, biological process: long-term synaptic potentiation; calcium ion transmembrane transport; intracellular calcium ion homeostasis. The transcript is spliced from 11 exons. The record is from RefSeq and is a predicted model, not a curated record. The coding region runs from base 444 to 2441 and encodes 665 amino acids. Gene Ontology annotation, cellular component: membrane.
GCGUCGCCUCUGCGCCCAGGAGGCGUGGAGCAGGGACUCCGGAGGCAGCUGAGCGCGCUGCGGCCCGGCUCCCGCCGCACGGCCGGGAGGGAGGGGCCGCAGGGGGCAGGCAGUGCCAGACGCCGAGCGCCCGGCUCGCCGCGGCUCAGUCUCGUCGCGAGGCCAGCCCCGGCUACCAGAGAGAGCCGUAGCCCGGGCCUCGGAGCGGCGAGGCGGAGGGCCAGAGGAGGCGGCGGACCGGUGCGGCGGGCCGCGCUCUGCCCCGGGCUUGUGAGAGUCCUCCGAACCGAUCCCGCAUAAAUGAUGAAAACUUCUUGUGAAACCUGAGACUCCCUGACUGUGGAAGUGCCCCACAAGUACCGUUAACCAUAAAAGUAAAGUAUGACAAACAUCUGGGUGAAUUUAAAGUUUUGAAGACCACCACAUCCAUCAGAAGACCCAGGAUGGAUCUGCAGCAAAGCACCACUGUCACUCUGCUUGAGAAAUGGUGUUCUGAUGAAUCACCAUCUGGCUACAGGAGACAUUAUAAUGUCAGGAAAAAACUAAAGUUAAUUCGAAUCAUUGGCCUCCUCAUGGGCCUGGUGGCCAUUAGCACUGUCCCAUUUUCAAUCAGUGCCUUUUCUGAGACAGACAUACAGAGCACAGGGGAACCCAGUGUUGUCAGUGGCCCUAGGGUAGCACACGGUUACCCUCAAAGAACUCUCUUAGAUUUAAAUGACAAGAUUCGGGAUUACACUCCACAGCCACCUCUUUCUCAGGAAGACACAUCUGAGAAUAGCACAGAAGAGGCCCAAGGAGACUACCCGAGAGACAUCUUCUCCCUUGAGGAGCGGAGAAGAGGCGCCAUCAUCCUCCACAUCAUAGGAAUGAUCUACAUGUUUGUAGCCUUAGCCAUUGUCUGUGAUGAGUUCUUUGUUCCUUCUUUGACCGUCAUCACCGAAAAACUGGGCAUCUCCGAUGAUGUGGCCGGAGCCACUUUUAUGGCUGCAGGAGGGUCUGCCCCAGAACUUUUCACGUCUCUCAUAGGGGUAUUCAUUGCUCACAGCAAUGUUGGCAUAGGCACAAUCGUAGGUUCAGCAGUGUUCAAUAUCCUCUUCGUUAUUGGCAUGUGUGCUCUGUUUUCUAGAGAAAUCCUAAACCUGACAUGGUGGCCACUCUUCCGGGAUGUGUCCUUCUACAUCGUUGACCUGAUCAUGCUGAUUAUAUUUUUUCUGGAUAAUUUUAUCAUGUGGUGGGAAAGCUUGCUCCUCUUGACAGCUUAUUUUGGCUAUGUGGUUUUCAUGAAAUUCAACGUCCAAGUGGAAAGAUGGGUGAAGCAAACGAUAAAUCGCAAUAAAGUCGUCAAGGUGACAGCACCAGAGGUCCAAGCAAAGUCAUCUACAGCCAGGGACAAGGAUGAACCAACUCUACCGGCUAAGCCGCGCCUACAGCGAGGCGGAAGUUCUGCUUCCCUCCACAACAGUCUCAUGAGGAAUAGCAUCUUUCAGCUCAUGAUACACACCCUUGACCCACUCGCCGAAGAACUUGGAUCAUAUGGAAAACUAAAAUAUUAUGACACAAUGACUGAAGAAGGGAGGUUCAGAGAAAAGGCCUCAAUUCUCCACAAGAUCGCCAAGAAGAAAUGCCAAGUGGAUGAGAACGAGAGGCAGAAUGGGGCUGCCAAUCACGUGGAAAAAAUCGAACUUCCAAAUAGCACAAGCACAGAAGUUGAAAUGACACCAUCCAGCGAUGGUUCGGAACCUGUACAAAACGGAAAUCUCUCCCACAGCAUUGAAGCUGCAGAAGCCCAGCAGACCACGGAGACAUCUGAGGAGGAGGAGGACCAGCCCCUGAGCCUGGCCUGGCCUUCCAACACCCGCAAACAGGUCACCUUCCUGAUCGUCUUCCCCAUCGUGUUUCCACUCUGGAUCACCUUACCUGAUGUUCGCAAACCUUCAUCGAGGAAGUUUUUUCCCAUCACAUUCUUUGGCUCCAUCACCUGGAUCGCAGUAUUCUCUUAUUUGAUGGUCUGGUGGGCACAUCAGGUUGGAGAGACCAUUGGCAUUAGUGAAGAGAUUAUGGGUCUGACCAUCCUGGCUGCUGGGACCUCCAUCCCUGAUCUUAUCACCAGUGUCAUAGUGGCUCGGAAGGGGCUAGGAGACAUGGCUGUGUCCAGCUCUGUUGGAAGUAACAUUUUUGACAUCACCGUAGGGCUCCCACUGCCCUGGCUCCUGUACUCCGUCAUUCACAGAUUCCAGCCCGUGGUUGUCAGCAGCAAUGGCCUCUUCUGCGCCAUUGUCCUCCUCUUCAUCAUGCUGCUCUUCGUCAUUCUCUCCAUUGCCCUCUGCAAAUGGCGGAUGAACAAAGUGCUGGGCUUCAUCAUGUUCGGCCUCUACUUCGUGUUCCUGGUGAUCAGCGUCCUCCUAGAAGACAGGAUUCUUAUGUGCCCCGUCUCCAUCUAGCGGAAAAGCCAUAUCUUGAACCAACAGUGUGGAUGGUCCCUUCCUGCUCUGGGCUCUAGGCUCCUUGGCCUCUUGAGAAGAGGCAGCUGGUACACAGCCCCGGCCAAGUGUCCCUCCUUGGUGGAUUGGAGGAGGGAUGGAUUCACCCGGGACCCUUCAUUUCACAGGCUCUUCAGCCUUGCCUACUGAAAUGAGUCCACGUAAGAGACAAAAAGAAACGUGAACACGGGGCUUCCCUCCAUUCACCACUGACAGGUACUCCUCGCUGGUCGGAGGUACAUUCAUUGUAAGGAAGCAAACAAGGACAGAGGCUAUAUAUACACCUAUAAAGUAUACAUAUUAUAAAUAUACAUACACGAGCACACAAAUCCUGCCUGUUCCUGUAUUAUUCCUCUCUUUCCAUACCUAUAGAUUAAUACAUAACUGUACACAAACACAAAGAAAGAAAAAUUAUAUAUAUAUAUGUAAAGUCAUAUAUAUAUAUAUUUAUAUAUGUAAGUACAAAUGCAUCUUUUCAGGGAUAGCUCUAGUAUAUUUAUAGUACCUUUUUGAAGAGGGGCAUCAACCUUCAACCUUCAGUCUGGACUUUACCUCUUAAGUGCAAGAGGUGAUCUAAUGGAAUCCAUAGACAAAGGUGGUAUUGCUGUCACCUUCAGCCUACAUUGGAAUUACUGGGAUUCUGCCUAAUAAGGUGGGUGGUUUAAGAAAAUUAUAGGGAGGAGGGCUUAGUAGAGAGUCUAAAGGAGCCCUGAGUUGAGCCCUCCAAACCGUUUGCACUAACUAAUCAUACAGGGAAGACUGUCUGCCUACUCAUACCAAGGCACACUUAAGACAGACAGAGGUAAAACCAAGAUUGGGUGAAUAUUGGUUUAGGGACAGGAGGGAGGUGACUAGGGUUGGGUUGGGUUUUUUUUUGUUGUUGUUUCCUUAUAUUGCCCCAGCAUGCAAGUAGAAAAUAUGACUGCAGACCAAAUUAGUGCUUUUUCUAGGACAGCAAAACUAUAUAAACUGAACUUAUAUUGUUCCAAUGCAUGUCCCAUUAUCAUUGAAAGAAGGAGGGCAGUUUUAGCUGUGAUUACCAUUUAGACAUAUUUUGAUGCUAAGGGCUCACAUAUAAGUCAAACACCUGCCAGGAGAGCCUCCAUGUGUGAUAAGAAACACCAUCCAGUCGAGGUGCUUAGCGGCACUUGCCACCUAAUGGGAAUGUAAGGGCAUCAUGGCUCCUUAAAUCAUUGUCCAAUGUGAUCAUAAAGGGCUUCAGUGUCUAAGAAUCCUUAUUCCCAAAAGAUCUAAAUCAACUCUGAUCAACACUGCUUGGAUGGAGGCAGCUUAGAGAUGUUCGCAAAGGCAUUUGCACACUUGGUGCACCCCAGGUAGUUUUCUGGGUCCUAUUUCAAGGAUUUGGUUAAAGCCUGUGCAAUGUCUAUAUCUCUCCUCCCAUAAGCACCCCAGCUGGAACUUUUUCUGGUUUUUAAAGUACACUGAAGGCUAUAUCUCACAGCUUCUUUGUGCUGGCUUCAAGUCAGUCACCUCAAGUUUUUAUUUCUCGAUUUUGCUCAACUUUACAUGGAACUUUUUCAUUCUGUUCAUUCAGUGCCCCCAAGUUCUGUUUGCCACCUUGUAUGAUUUCUCAGGUCUAUUUCAGUAGAAAAUAAGACUCAUGGGGGAAGGGGGGAUAAACUAAAUUGGUGAAAAAAUAUGUAGAACUUUUCAUUUACCCAAGUCAUGAUUUCUUAAAGUCAUUUGCAAAAGCAAAUAGAGGAUGGUCCAUUAUUCUGUGCCCAGCCUUCAUCUAAGUCAGCACACAUCACACAUGGGGCUCCUUGCCUCAUGCGUCCAUGUCUUCAGUCUGUGGUGUGCCUGAGGCUUGCUGUGAUUGUGUUGUGAGCACACACCUCUUAACAUAGGAAGACAGGAUGUGGAACACACCGCUGUACAUAAAUGUCAAGUGACCUGACAGCCGAGGUCAAGGUCAGUCCUCCCUCCCCCAAAACCUCAGCUCACUCCGCAGAGCAACAGCAGGCAGCACCCAUCAUCACGGCUUUGCCCCCACAAGCAAAAAGUACUAAAAAGUGAAGGCCCCCUGAGAAAACAAGAAAUCAAGACAACUGCUCCCCAAGAGGCUAGUUUUCAAGUCUUUUCAGCUUUGCAAAGUGGAGUUUUCAAAUGUGUGGAGGAAACCUGCAUCUUGUUCGUCAAGGGCAGGACUUGGUACUUAGACUGAAAGAGAAUGAGGAAGUAAACUUUUCUUGUGUGUUACUAGAAGGGAACACAGGUGGCUGUUGUAUGAAUUCUGUAUUAUUGGCCAGUUCGUUGUUUGAAAGGUUUAAAUAGGUGACCUUGACAAAACUGCAGGUAGACUAUGCAAAAUAAGAAAGAUCACGGGAGGUUGGAGCAGCCCUGCUCUUAUUCCAGCACUUUCUGCUGCUCCCCUGCCUCCUCACCUCUUCCCAUUCAUUCCUAGCUCACAGUGAAGACUCAUCCAAACAACCAGGAAACACUUCACAGAGAGUGUUGUGAUUCAUUGGUUUGUUUGUGUUUGUUUUGUUUUUGUCUUUUGGGUACCAGGGGAUUGAACUCGGGGGCACUUGACCACUGAACCACCUCCCCAGCACUGUUUUGUAUUUUAUUUAGAGACAGGGUCUC